AUACUACGUACGUUAAUACGACAUUGAAACAGCGUUGAAAAUCAUCAUAUCGUUUGACGACAUUAGAAGACUGCAAUUAACUAAGAAUGGCUUCGCAGCAACAGAACAGAGCUGAGCUUGACAGGAAGGCCAGGGAAGGGCAGACCGUCGUCCCCGGUGGCACCGGCGGCAAGAGCCUUGAAGCGCAGGAGCACCUUGCUGAAGGAAGGCAGAAAGGAGGGCAGACACGGAAAGAGCAGCUGGGAACGGAAGGGUAUCAGCAGAUGGGACGUAAGGGCGGGCUGAGCACUGGAGACGAGUCCGGCGGGGAACGCGCAGAGCGUGAAGGCAUUGAGAUCGACGAGUCCAAGUUCCGAAACACCAGCUAGAUCAGAUCUAAAAUCAACAAACCAACCACGCAGAAUCAUAUCAUUACCUAGCUAGCUAGGAUAUGAUCGAUGAUGUUCUUUACUUUUGUUUCUGCUAAUGUAAUAAUGAUAGUAAUAAUCGUGGAUCAUGCACGGGAACCAUGUUGAGCGUGAUCGAUAAUGAUGUUGUAGUUCUUAGUUUAGUUAGGGUUUAGUGGUCAUAUAUAUAUGCGUGUUACCUUGUAACAUGCAUAUAUAAGUUGUUAGCUCAAUUUCUAGCCUAUACCUAUGUAGUGUCUAGGGGUUUAUAUGUGUAAUCCCUAUGUCUGGUCUUUUAUAUAUGUGAAAAUUUUAGGCUCUUCAUAUUCAAUGGGUC
Molecule: messenger RNA, 723 nt
Organism: Ipomoea nil (Japanese morning glory)
Lineage: Eukaryota; Viridiplantae; Streptophyta; Magnoliopsida; Solanales; Convolvulaceae
Product: em protein H5
Exons: 2
Coding region: 87-368 (93 amino acids)
Biological process (GO): response to abscisic acid
Cellular component (GO): cytosol
Source: RefSeq, a predicted model, not a curated record